This is a messenger RNA of Saccharomycodes ludwigii, 1809 nucleotides long. RefSeq names its product glutamine permease GNP1. The record is from RefSeq and is a predicted model, not a curated record. NCBI's taxonomy places the organism in Eukaryota, Fungi, Ascomycota, Saccharomycetes, Saccharomycodales, Saccharomycodaceae. Gene Ontology annotation, biological process: amino acid transmembrane transport. Gene Ontology annotation, molecular function: amino acid transmembrane transporter activity. Bases 1 to 1809 code for a protein of 602 amino acids. Gene Ontology annotation, cellular component: membrane. The transcript has a single exon.
AUGUCACAAAACGAUAUUGAAAAACUGUCUGAGUAUAAAUCAGAUACGGUUUAUACAUUUCCAGAUGAAUCCAUAGAGAGGAACACAGAUUUUAAGUCUUCGACAAAAGUUGAAAUAGAAUCUAGUGAAAUAAACGCUAAUGAAAAUAUUGUACCAUCAUCUUCGAAAUCAUAUUUUCAAAGAUUUAUUGACUCCUUCAAGCCAGCCCCAGAAAGUAGCGAUGGCAUAGAAGGCGCUGAAAAAAACUUAAAACAAUCAAUUAAGCAACGUCACGUUAUUUUUUCAUGUAUUUCCUCCGGGGUAGGUACUGGUCUACUUGUAGGUACUGCUAAAUGUCUACAUAGCUCUGGGCCUGCUGGUGUUGUUAUUGGUUUUGCUAUUAUAAGUUCUGCUAUAUAUUGUAUUAUUCAAAGUGGGUGUGAAAUGGCCGUUACUUAUUCUAAAGUAAUGGGUGGUUUUAACACAUACCCUGCCUUUUUAAUUGAUCCUGCUUUUGCCUUUGCUGUUGCUUUUGUCUAUUUACUUCAAUGGUCCAUUGCUGUUGUUCCAUUGGAAUUGGUUACUGCUUCGAUUACCGUCAAAUUUUGGAAUGAUAAAAUUAACUCAGACGCGUUUGUGGUUAUCUUUUACGUUUUUGUUAUUUCCAUCAAUAUGAUCGGUACUAAAGGUUUCGCAGAAGCCGAUUUCAUUUUUAAUGUGUGUAAAGUGUUAUUCAUGAUCGGUUUCUACAUAAUGGGUAUAGUUAUCACCUGUGGUGGAGCAGGAAACGAUGGUUAUAUUGGUGCUAAAUACUGGCAUAACCCGGGAGCAUUUGCUGGUAACUAUAAAAUUGAUCAUUUCAAGGGCGUUGUUAACACUUUUGUUUACGCAGCUUUUGCAUUUGGUACCAGCGAACUUUUCUGCUUUACUGCUGCCGAACAAAGUAACCCAAGAAAGGCUAUAUCUAGUGGUUCAAAACAGUUUAUUUACCGUAUUCUAAUAAUUUUCCUUGGUUCUUUAGUUAUAGUUGGUUUUCUAGUUCCAUAUGAUUCUGAUGAACUAAUGGGAGCCAGCGGCUCAGCUACUCACGCAUCUCCAUUUGUGCUAGCUGCUUCUUUGCACGGUGUUAAAAUUGUUACACAUUUUAUUAAUUUGGUUAUUCUAUUUAGUGUUAUAAGUGUAUCUAAUUCCUCCUUUUAUUUGGGUAGUAGGCUAAUCAUGACAUUUUCCAAAAUAGGCUGGGCUCCAAGGUGUUUGGGCUAUAUUGACAGAGAAGGUAGACCGUUGAUUGCAAUUGGUAUCUGUGCGUUAUUUGGUUUAAUUGCCUUUGUUUCAGCAUCUCCAAAUGAGGAAAUCGCCUUUUCGUGGUUAUUGGCCAUUUCUAGUUUAUCACAAGUUUUUACUUGGAGUGCCAUGUGCUUGAGUCACAUAAGAUUUAGAAGGGCUAUGUCAGUCCAAGGGAGAUCAUUAAAAGAAUUGGGAUUUACAAGUAGGACUGGUGUAUGGGGAUCUUACUAUAGUUUGUUCAUUUUGUUAUUAGUUUUACUUGGUCAAUUCUGGGUUGCUUUGGCACCAAUAGGUAAUGGCGGCAAAUUAGAUGCCAACAAUUUCUUCCAGAAUUAUCUAGCUAUGCCAAUCUUAAUUGCCUUUUAUUUAGGAUACAAAAUUUGGAAAAAAGAUUGGAGGUUGUUUAUUAGGGCUAAAGACAUUGAUUUAAAUUAUAGUAGAAAUGUCUUUGAUCAAGAACUUAUAGAGCAAGAACUUUUUGAAGAAAAAGAAAGACUUAAGAAUUCUUCAUGUUGGGUUCGUAUUAGCGCAUUUUGGUGUUGA